GAUAUUACACAAUGAUUUAAAAAAAAAUUAAUUUGCUUUUUAUAUUUAAUUAUGAUUUUAUUUUGUAAUUAUUUAAUUUUAAUUAAUACCUGAUAUAUUGAAUUUAUUAAUAAAUUUAUUAAUAACUUAUACAUUAUUUGAAUUUAAUAAAAAUCUAAAAUGGAAGUUCCACAAAUUAAAUACAAUCGCAAGUCAUUUAAAUUCGAUGAUUUUAAAAAAUUUGAAAUUUUUACACAAUGUUCUAAACAACAAUAUUGUAACAUUUAUAAUGCAAGAUUAAAAGCACUGAAAGAUCACAUUUUACAAAAAGUAAAAAUUAAAUGGGCUAAUUAUGAAAUAGUUUCAUUAUCACAACUUUGUGAAAGAAAUCAAAAUAAUACUUGUGUCAUAAUAGGUACUUUGUAUAAACAUCAAGAAUUAAGAUCAUCAAUAUUAAAUGAACUUAGUAAAGAACUUCAAUUAAUACCUCAACCAGCUAGAACAAAUUAUGCAUCAUUUAAAGAUAUAUUAUAUUUAGAAGAUGAAACAUUACGCAUUAAAUUGGUUGGGACUCAUAAAAAUAUUCAAGAUACAGUUACUGGUAUAGUUUGCGCCGUAUGUGGUCACGAAUUGGAAAAUGGUGCAUUUUUGGUAACAGAUUGGUGUUUUCCAGGAUGUUGCUCGAAAUUACCAAUCUUUAAUUCUCAACAACUAGAAAAGCAAGGAAAAAUUUUGAUUAUUUCUGGUUUAGAUUUAGCAAAUAAUUUACAGUCAUUAAGUAUAAAUUUAUUAUUUGAAUGGAUUACUGGAAUGAUUGGCUGUGAAGAAGUUCAUAAAGAAGUGGCUUCUAUUGUGUGUAUUAUUAUAGCAGGAAAUAGUGUAAGAGGAUCUAUAGAGACAUACAAUUACAAAAAUUAUUUUGAAACUAAAUUACAUAAUGAAGCUAUAUUUAAAGAGACUGCAAAUAUAACACAUAAAUUGGAUAAUUUUCUUCAUCCUAUAGCACAGUGUUGUCCUAUAAUAUUAAUGCCUGGAGAAUUUGACCCAACCUGUCAUAGAUUACCUCAGCAACCAUUUCAUCCAUGUAUUUUACCAGAAUGUUCCAGGUUUAAAAGUUUUUAUGGAGUUACUAAUCCAUGGAUUGGUAGUAUAAACUCUCGCAUUAUAGCUGGAUCUAGUGGCCAACCUAUUAUGGAUAUUAUGAAAAUUGCUGGACUUGUUGAUAUUUCACCUUUAAUAUGGUUAGAACGUACUUUACACUGGUGUCAUUAUGCACCAACUGCACCUGAUACUACUCCAACUUAUUCAUCUAACAAAAUUGAUCCAUUUAUUAUAACAGAAUGUCCUGAUAUAUAUUUUGUUGGUAAUAUGGAUAAAUAUGAUACUAAAAUAUAUACUGAAGAAGGACAAACAAUAAGAUUGAUUUGUAUUCCAAAAUUUUCCAAAACACAAACCGGUGUAUUAGUUGAUUUACAAGACUUAAACACUUGGCCUAUAUCUUUUACUGUAAAUUAAUUUAAAAAAUUUAAAUGUUUUAUAGUUUUAAUAUAUUGACAUUAAAUAAUAAAUAAUAAUUAAAUAAUGUAAUAUAUCAUAAUAUAUCUAUCUAAGAAAAUAAUCAAUUUUCUUAAGAUUUUUGAGUAAUUUGUAUAUAUAAUAAUAUAGUAGUAAAUAUAUUUUUUUUUAUUUUUUUGAUGAAAGAUAAUCUAUUUAUUUAAACUUUUUCAUAUUUUAUGAAAUAGUUUUUUAAAAAUUAAAUUUUAUUUAAUAUUGUAAUUUUUCAUAGUAUUUAUUUACUUAUGGAAAUGAAAACAAAAAAAACAUAAAAAUAAACAUAUAAGUAAAAUAUAUUUUUAUUUUUUCUUUCUUUAUACAUAAAUAUAUGGAAAAUAAUAUCAUUUAACAAAUUAUAAUAUUAUAUAUUCUAUAAAUUGUUCAUAUUUGUUAAUUAUUAAUUUUAAUAUUUAAUUUACAUAAUUAUAAAUUAUAGUGUAAGCAUUCUUAAUUACUAUAUAUAUUAACAAUAUAAUUUAUAAUUUAAAUAAAAUAUUUUUUUAUAUUAUACUAUUAAUUUUUCUUAAUAGAUAAAAUAUAAUUUAAUAUAUAAAUAAAUUAUAAAUAAUGUAUAACACAAUAUUUUAUUUGAAAAUUUGAUUAUGUUCUUUGGCACUAUAAUUUCUUUAAUAUUAUUGAACAAAAAAAAUAAAAUUAAAAUAGAUAAAAUGAAUAUUAUAUAUAAAUUUAUUAUUUUUUGAUUUACUAUAAAUUAUUUAAUUAAAUACGUGAAAAUAAAUUCUUAUUAAAAAAAAUUUAAUAAAAUAAUUUAUUAUGUCAAUAUUAUUUUUCCUAUUAAUAUUAAGAAAUAUAUUAUAUUAUUUUUGAGACUUGCCUAAUUGUUUUUAGAAUUGUUUCUUUGCAAAGAAUAAUAAUUUCAAUAAAUAUUUAUAUUCUCCUAACUACAAGAUUUUGAAGGAAUUGGAAUAUUCAUAUUUAGACAAAUAUUCAUAUUUUUUGAUGAUUCUUGAGAUUCAGAAAUUUCUGAUUGUGGAUCUAUAGCUUUUUCUUCAUUUCUCAUGGCACAUAUUACAUCAGUAAGGGCAACUAUAUAAUUUUUUGCCAAAGUUAAAGUUUCAAUUUUAGAUAAUCGCCUUUCUUUCGUUACAUGUGGAAUUACUUCACGUAAAGACUAUAAAUAUAAUUAUUUAAGUUUUCAUAAGAAUGGAAUAUUUUAAUAAUUUUUUAGAAAUUAUUAUAAUUAUAUCUACCUGGAAAGCAUCAUUCAAACUGUGCAUUCUCAUUCUUUCUCUCUCGUUGCUUUCCAAUCUUCUAAGAGUUUUUUCUCUAGGUGUUGUUCCUUUAGAUGAGUUUGAUAAUUUUAAUUUUUCAGUUCGCUUACUAUUUCGACGUAUUGUUUUAUUAGCUUGUGAUUGUUUAGGCCAUUUUUCAUUCCAGUUAUCCCCGUUCAUUACUUUUGAUGUCAUUCAAAUCCUUUUUGAAAAUAUUAUUAUAUGAAAUCAUUUUUAUUUUUAUUAGUUAUUUUAAACUUUAAUAAUAAAUGAUUAAAUUUAAAUAAAUAAUUGAUAAAAUGAUUUUAUAAAUAAUAUUUAAUAACUUAAUUGUAGAAAUAAUAAAUAUAAAAAAUAUUUAAUGUGAAAAUUAAAUAGAAUAGAUAUUUUAUUUACAAAAAGAUUAAAAUAAUAUUUAUAUACUUACAAUUUUAUAAUAUAUUAUAUAUAUAAUAAUAUAUUAAUAUUAAAAUAAUUGUUAUAUGUUUUAUUAUUAACAGAUCAAUGAAGAAAUAAAAUAUAAGAAUGAUAAAUAUAUUUAAAUUUUUUAAUAUUUCUAAAUAUAAAUAUUCUAAAGCAUGUAUUUUUAUUGCGCUUUUUUCAAUUUAUUAAUAAAUAAGAUUAUAAUUAAUUUACAUUAUACAAUAUAUUUUCAAAUAUUUAAAUCAACUAUAUACAACCGCGUGUACUUGUUGAGCCACGUUGAAAUGACGACUGCCGUCGGGGUGCGGCCGAAACAACCUUCCACCCCUGGAAACUAUGCAUCUACCCUGUGACUUUUUCUUAAUAAUUUUUUAAAAAUUAUUUAUUUUUCUCAAAUUUUCAUUUAUUUAUAUGAAAAUUAAUUUAUAAUCUAAUAUCUAUUUGAAAGAAGAAUUAUAUAUUUAAUUUGCUUAUAGUGAUAUAAUAAUACUAAGAUUAAAAAUUGAAUAUUAUUCUUAAUUAUAAUUUUUUAUUUAUAACAUUAUUUACAAAUUAAAAAUGGAAUUUUUAUAUAAAUGUAUAGAUAUAUAUAAUAAAAUAAUAUAAUUUUUAAUAUAAA
Messenger RNA from Apis cerana (Asiatic honeybee), 3807 nucleotides. Its product is annotated as DNA polymerase delta subunit 2. Gene Ontology annotation, cellular component: delta DNA polymerase complex. Gene Ontology annotation, molecular function: DNA binding. Gene Ontology annotation, biological process: DNA strand elongation involved in DNA replication; DNA replication. The record is from RefSeq and is a predicted model, not a curated record. Lineage: Eukaryota; Metazoa; Arthropoda; Insecta; Hymenoptera; Apidae.